Messenger RNA from Iphiclides podalirius (scarce swallowtail), 573 nucleotides. The record is from the annotation of a GenBank genome assembly. NCBI's taxonomy places the organism in Eukaryota, Metazoa, Arthropoda, Insecta, Lepidoptera, Papilionidae.
AUGGGUUUGCGAUUUGUCGUUUCUUUGGCGAUCGGCGUUAUCACUUACCGAUACUGCCUCGCGAUGAGCGACGAAGAGCUGACGGAGUUAUUGCGGAGGCUGCCGAACAUAACGGACGUCGAAAAGGAGAUCGAUCGGGCUGAUUUGGUUAACCUCAGAUUCGUUUUGAUAUUCCCAGGCACGAAAUGGUGUGGCGCCGGGAACAUUGCUGAUGGCUACGACGACCUGGGGCCAGACAGCGAGACAGACAAGUGCUGCAGGCAGCACGACUAUUGUCCCGACAUCAUCCCCGCUGGCGAGACCAAAUACAACCUGACCAACGAGUCCUUCUUCACGCGAUUACACUGUUCAUGCGAUAACACCUUCCGGGAUUGUUUGCGAAAUGUCAAUAAUCCGACUUCACUAAAAAUAGGUGUAACCUACUUCAACGCCUUAGGAAGCAAAUGUUACAGGAGAGACUAUCCUAUCGCUGACUGCGCGAAACGUGGCGGGUGGUUUGGGAGCAAAUGCGUGGAAUACAUUUACGACACCAACGGCGAAAUGAGCUAUCAGUGGUUCGACGUGCCAAAUUAC